UCUGGAUCUCGUCUAUAAAUAGAGAGCUUUGGGCGGGUUCAAAGAGCCGUGAAAGCAGGGCAUUCGGUGAUUGAGUGCACGGAAGUCGCUAGGGAUUCGUUUGCAUCUACGUUCCCUUCGACGUUCUAAGCUCAAAGAAGAUGGAUUCCUUCCUGUUCACCUCUGAAUCCGUGAAUGAGGGACACCCUGACAAGCUCUGUGACCAGAUCUCUGAUGCCGUGCUCGAUGCUUGCCUUGCCCAGGACCCUGACAGCAAGGUUGCCUGCGAGACCUGCACUAAGACUAACAUGGUUAUGGUAUUUGGUGAGAUCACCACCAAGGCCAAUGUAGACUAUGAGAAGAUCGUCCGUGACACCUGCCGGGAAAUUGGCUUUGUCUCUGAUGAUGUUGGUCUAGAUGCUGACAACUGCAAAGUGCUUGUUAACAUUGAGCAGCAAUCCCCUGAUAUUGCCCAGGGUGUCCAUGGCCACUUCACUAAGCGCCCUGAGGAGAUUGGUGCUGGUGAUCAAGGACACAUGUUUGGAUAUGCUACCGAUGAGACCCCUGAGCUGAUGCCUCUCAGCCAUGUGCUUGCUACCAAGCUCGGUGCUCGCCUCACUGAGGUCCGGAAGAAUGGGACAUGUGCCUGGUUGAGGCCUGAUGGCAAGACACAGGUGACUGUAGAAUACGGCAAUGAACACGGCGCCAUGGUUCCCAUCCGUGUCCACACUGUCCUCAUCUCCACCCAGCACGAUGAGACUGUGACCAAUGAUGAGAUUGCCGCAGACCUCAAAGAGCAUGUCAUUAAGCCUGUUAUCCCAGAGCAGUACCUUGAUGAGAAGACCAUCUUCCAUCUCAACCCAUCAGGCCGCUUUGUCAUUGGUGGUCCUCAUGGUGAUGCAGGACUUACUGGCCGUAAGAUCAUUAUUGACACUUAUGGAGGCUGGGGUGCCCAUGGUGGUGGUGCCUUCUCAGGCAAGGAUCCCACCAAGGUCGACCGCAGUGGUGCCUACAUUGUGAGACAAGCUGCCAAGAGCAUUGUUGCCAAUGGGCUUGCUCGCCGUUGCCUUGUUCAAGUGUCCUAUGCCAUUGGUGUGCCAGAACCUCUUUCCGUGUUUGUUGACACCUAUGGCACUGGCAACAUCCCCGACAAGGAGAUCCUUAAGAUUGUGAAGGAGACUUUCGACUUCAGGCCGGGAAUGAUCACCAUCAACCUUGACCUCAAGAGGGGUGGCAAUGGCCGGUUCCUCAAGACUGCGGCAUACGGACACUUUGGCCGGGAUGACUCUGACUUCACAUGGGAGGUGGUCAAGCCCCUCAAGUGGGAGAAACCAGCUGCCUAAACCAUUCUAUUAUUCAUAUUCAUAUCUGAUCUGAGUAUACAUCUGUCUUUUUUUCUCUUUUUUUUUUAAAAAUCUUUUUGGUGUUGUUGAUUGAUGCAAUCUCUCUCUCUCUCUCUCUCUCUCUCUUACCCGGUUGUCCUAAGUUUCAGUCUCUAUAUUUGUUUAAUUGUUACCCCGUAUUUUAUGUUGUUUUGUAGUUCACCUCUUGCUCUUUUUUAUUGGAGUUGUAAGCCUUUGUUUGUUUAUGAUGAAAACAAAUUGAAGGAUUGGAAUACUUUUUA
Molecule: messenger RNA, 1603 nt
Organism: Dioscorea cayenensis subsp. rotundata (Guinea yam)
Lineage: Eukaryota; Viridiplantae; Streptophyta; Magnoliopsida; Dioscoreales; Dioscoreaceae
Product: S-adenosylmethionine synthase 5-like
Biological process (GO): S-adenosylmethionine biosynthetic process
Cellular component (GO): cytosol
Molecular function (GO): methionine adenosyltransferase activity; ATP binding
Source: RefSeq, a predicted model, not a curated record